This is a messenger RNA of Mya arenaria, 901 nucleotides long. RefSeq names its product multiple epidermal growth factor-like domains protein 10. The record is from RefSeq and is a predicted model, not a curated record. The coding region runs from base 65 to 901 and encodes 278 amino acids. The transcript has 9 exons. NCBI's taxonomy places the organism in Eukaryota, Metazoa, Mollusca, Bivalvia, Myida, Myidae.
UUGUCCUUGGUAUUCGAGGAGAUUGAAUGCAAACUCGGUCUGGAAUACUGAAGUGACUGUGAAAAUGGAGUCCACGUACUGGCUACUUGCGGUUGCGGUGGUGAUGUCGAUGUCCUACGUUUCUGUUGAAGGCACUCCGGGUUCUAACUGUACAGGCAAUGCAAAAAGUUGCGCUGACAAUGAGACAUGUUCUGACCCAACAUGUGUAACUAGAGAAUACAACGAUGGUUGCCUAUUUCCCGUUAAGUGUCUUUUUGGGCUACUUGCUUCGGACACCUGUGGACAUUCCAUGAAAUGUGUCUGCGUGGCCACAUUCUCCGUGUAUGUGAAAAUUUCCAGCAAUGGAUCCUGUACAUGGGGGAAUUUGGGAGACAAGGGCGUCUGUGACAACACUACAGGCAAAUGUGCCUGCACUACAGGUUACUCGUGGGAGGCGGAGAAAUGCAAAGCCAAUGGAUACGGCCAUGCUUGCACUGCCAACGAGGACUGUAAAUCGGGGAAUUUAGGAGACAAGGGCGUCUGUGACACCACCACUAGGAAAUGUGCCUGCAUAACAGGUUACUCGUGGGAGGCGGAGAAAUGCGCAGCCAAUGGAUACAACCAUACUUGCAGCAAUGAGAAUGACUGUCAGUCAGGGAAUUUAGGAGACAAGGGUGUCUGUGACAACACCACUAAGAUGUGUGACUGCAAUGACAGCUACUCCUGGAAAGGGGACAACUGCACAGCCAAUGGGUACAACGAUGCUUGCAAUACCACUCCGGACUGUCAACUAGGGAGUUUAGGAGAGAAUGGCACCUGUAACAUCGCCACCAAGAUGUGUCACUGCAAGGACGGCUUCUUCUGGGAAGUGGAUAUGUGCAAAGCUAAUGGUAAUGGAAUUUAUUUCAUAUAUAAAGUUUAG